AUGGCGAAACUGAGGAAAGAAUCUCGAGAUGUUCCUAGUUCCUCCUCCAAACCCCUUCGGAUUCUCGCGUCUGGUACAUUAUUUCUUACCCACACCCUGGCUGUGCCGUGUCAUCCAGCUCCCUCUACGGUGAUACGCGCUUCUUCAGUGUCGACCAUUCGCGGAGGUUCUGCAAGCUCUAUACUUGCUCUUUUAGCACAAUUCUCAAGCCCAGUGGACCCCAUCCUCGUAGCUUCCCUUGGAGGCAGCGAUGAGGGAAAAAUGAUUACAAAAGAACUCGAACGGGAAGGGGUAAACACUCGUUACUGUAAAGUCUGGCCAGAGUCAGGCGUUCCCAGCGCGUGGGUUAUUCAAGCUAUUGAAAACGACACUCGGACUGUAAUAAACCAUAAUCCUUUACCAGACAUAACCCAUGAAGAAUUCGUUUCGCUCCUUGGACCUCUUCUCGUUCCAGAGAAUUAUUACAUGUAUUCUUCUCCUUCGCCUUCCCCAACAUUGACCUCACCCCCUGGUCCGACACCAUCUUUGUCACCCAUGUACCAAUCACCGAACAUUUUGAACCCAAACACUCCAGCUCCGUUUGAUUGGAUUCAUUUUGAAGGAAGAUCUGUGAAAACGACACUAAACAAUAUUACAGGUCUCGAUAGCUUAGCUCGAGAACGCAAAUGGCGAAGCCACUGUGUCUUCAGCGUCGACGUUGGACGUAGAAGCCGACAAGGUAUAGAAGCGCUUAUUCCUCAUGCAGACGUCUUAUUUCUCAACAAACACUACGCGCAAAUGCAUUAUCCCAACUACGCAACCACUCCUCGGGCUUUCCUUCUCUCAUUAACAUCUAUCGCGCCCCCACACGCGCUUCUCGUCGCCCAUUGGGGAUCUGAAGGCGCCGCAGCCUUAUCGCUUCCAACCAAAGAGUAUUUACAAAGUUCUGCCUGGGUAGAAGAACGUCCUCCGCCGCAACCGAGGGCCGCUCGACGUGGACGCCCUCGCGAAGACAAUCAUCUUCACCCUGACACCUCCUUAGUCUCAGACGAUGUCCGCUCUGUAAGAACUGGAAGUGAUUUUUAUGCUGGUGCAAGGAGCAACUCUCCCUCCUCCAGCGCAUUCACCGCUAGAGACAACAGCGGAGUCUACCCAGACUUCCUUUCCGCUCAUACUACAGUUUCGGAGCCACUGACAAGUCCGAAUCCAAAAUCUAGAUCCCGUUCUCGAGGAGGGGCAGGAGGUAUGAGUCAAAUGAGUCCCAUUGCAACCACCACCACUGCUCGUCGGUACGGCCACGACGAGGACGAACUCGACUCAUCGCAGGGAGGGACGGAGGUAACCGAUGAAGACGUUGAUGACGGAGUCGUCGAUGAAGUCGGUGCACAAGACGCGUUCGUGUCUGGGAUGAUAUAUGCAUUGAGCAGACGAAUCCUCCCUGGCGCACCGUUUACCCCUUCAUCUCACGGUGAAGCUGAUCCUAGUGCAUCGUUGGGAGAGAAUGACAAAAAUAGAUGGAGGUUGGAUGAAUGUCUGAGAUUUGCUACCGAACUUGCAGGUCGUAAAGCUCGAAGGCGAAAUUGGGUUGGAUUAGCAGAUGAGAUGGAAAGAGCUGGGUGGUUUGAUGGGUGA
Molecule: messenger RNA, 1611 nt
Organism: Lentinula edodes (shiitake mushroom)
Lineage: Eukaryota; Fungi; Basidiomycota; Agaricomycetes; Agaricales; Omphalotaceae
Exons: 4
Coding region: 1-1611 (536 amino acids)
Source: RefSeq, a predicted model, not a curated record